Messenger RNA from Mesorhabditis spiculigera, 2148 nucleotides. The record is from the annotation of a GenBank genome assembly. NCBI's taxonomy places the organism in Eukaryota, Metazoa, Nematoda, Chromadorea, Rhabditida, Rhabditidae.
AUGGCGUGUCCAUCGAGUGACAAAGAAGCUGUGGAUCGUCAAGAUAUCACCGAGGUGUUCCUGUUGGGUUGCAAGGAGAUCGGACCGGGAUGCCUCGCUGCGGCUACAAAUUUUUCGCUGUCCGAAGCCAUGUCGGCCAUCGAAUUGAUGGAUCCAAAGAUGGACGUCGGUCUGCAGAGAAAUCAGAAAGCCGCUGGGUUGGAAACAUGCCGAGAAAAAGGGGUCUUCUCAAUGGCCGGCGAUGAAAUACUUGCCACAAUGGACGCAACAAUGGCCGUUUUCGUGUCGUGGCUCGAGGGAAAUUCUAUCGGGCAAUCGUUGCUCACCAACGUCUUGCUGACCGAGCCGAACGCGGUUGAUGCGCCGAUAUUGGGUAUUUUCGGGCAUGCCUUUUCCCAUAUCGCGCAAUAUGUGGUGACCAUUCUGAAGACGGCCGCGGUUUCGGAAGAAGAAGACUUCAAUUUCUCGAUCCCCUAUCUCCCGUUGACUGAUCGUGUCCAUCGGGAUGUUAUUGAGGAGCUGCAGUCGGCCGAGGCGCAUCUGAACAAGGAGGGGACCGCGAUCUCCAAGGCCAUUGCUGCUCGUUUUGGAUGGUUGCGCACUUUCAUGCAGGCUAUCCUGGUGUUGACUCCGGCGCUCAGUGGGGUCGCCAACAAGCUCGUGCAAAAUUACCCGCCUGAUAUGUCCAACUUUCGGCCGCAACUCCGGAAGAGCAUCGACAUUUUACGUGCCUGCCACGACUAUUCGCGAGCAAUGGUUGAUACUUGGACGCUCGGAAAGCAGGCAUCCGACGGCAUUGAUGGCGAUUUCGGCUGGUUGCCCGCGUUUGAGCCCGAUUUCAACCGAAAACACUUGCCGCCCACUUUUCCUCGAAAAUCUGUAAUCCAGCCCCGCAGCACCUCGCUAGCAUAUUUGGUCGAUCUCAGUGAAAGUCUACUCCGAAUCCCGCUCGAAUUACCGGAAUCGCUCAACGAUUCCGGGAAUCUACUGGAAUAUUUUCGUCUUUACGGCGAGCAUCGAUGCAGCACCGUUUUCACACGAUCUUUCCUACAAAUGGUCAUUUUCCCAUUUGAUGAUCAUGUCCUUGGCGAGGUCGUGCUUGCCGACAUCUUCACAGAUACGGUUAUCGAUUGUGUCGUCCCCGCUGUCUUGGAUAACACUACUGCCGCCUAUCACGAUGCCGAGGCGCGAGAGGCCUGGGAGGAAUUCGUGCAAGAAUACACAAAAUCUAUGCUCAACCUCGUGCAAUAUUACGGGAACAACUUGACGCGGCUUCGCGAAAAGCUUGUCAAUGCGCUUGAAGACAUGCGCAUGCUUCUCGACGCCGCCCUAAAAGUCGACAUCCAAUCGGUGCGGGCGAUGCGGGAAAAUGAGACCGGAAACGCGGAACGCAACGAAUUGACGCGCCGCGAAUCGUCCGCCUUCUACACGUACAUUCUGAACGAAACGGCUCGCCUCAUCGCCCAUCACUUUGAACUCUCUUUUCGAUUGGAUCUCGUGGCGCCCUACGAAUACACCUAUAUGUAUUGGUAUCUUGGCGAGGUGGUGAAGCGGAGUCUGUGUUCGGGCCUCGACCGCGCCUACACCUUCAUUCUGCACAAUUUCAAACUUUCAACGAGCUCCUCGAAUAAGAAGGCCGUGCAGAAACAGGCGAAGAAAGAGGAGAAGCUGAGAAGACGGCUCGCCCUCUACCAGGAAGAAGGGAAGCUGCUCACUGCCGAGAUGGCAAUGUGUGAUGGCAUGUUCCGGGCGGCUAUUGGGCUCUCGCUUCUCAAGAAAUUUAUGAUCCCUCGGUGGAACGACCGAUCGGAAGAGCAUCGCUAUUUACAUCGGAUGGCCCCGUUCUUCCUGCUCCAUCAACCAUUCGCCGUCUCCUACGCUGAAUAUAAGCAGCGCAGCUUAUACGAUUCACUCGCCUCUGCUGGCCCAUCGCAACUUUUCUCGGAUGCGGCCGAAGCUUUCGAGAUGGGGCGCAUCGAAUUGGAGAAAUAUGUGCUCCCCACGAAGAGUGGAUACGCUCACGCCUUGCUACGGGUAUGCAAGAACAACGCGGUCGUCUUACGCAUCUUGGCGGCCGGGAAAAUGGUGGAAAAGAGGAUUCACUUCAACUUUGUGGAUUCGCCCGUCUACCCGGUGCUUCGAUUGAUU